Messenger RNA from Cryptomeria japonica (Japanese cedar), 2207 nucleotides. RefSeq lists its product as uncharacterized. The coding region runs from base 383 to 1717 and encodes 444 amino acids. Gene Ontology annotation, molecular function: protein binding. The record is from RefSeq and is a predicted model, not a curated record. The transcript has 10 exons. NCBI's taxonomy places the organism in Eukaryota, Viridiplantae, Streptophyta, Pinopsida, Cupressales, Cupressaceae.
GUUUAUGAUAACUCUGUCCAGAUCGUAAACAAUCGCGAAAACGUUUGUGGUAAUUGUCUCAAACAAAUCGUCAACACGCCUAAAACUAAAAACCGAAGAUCUUUUCGUUUUGAUCAAAACGUCAGCCAUACUUGAACUUCGCGCCCCUAUUUUUCCAAUUGAAUUAAAUUCAGCGAUAGCAGUUUAAAAUCUACUACAAUUAAGAAUAACAACAGCCUUUUUUUGUUUUUGUGUGAACAAGAUCUUCGACCUUUUAAUUUUCCUGUCACCAAAAUCUGUGACUUUUCUUGUGACCAAGAUCCUUGGUUUUUUAUUUGAAGGAUCCGACAAUAAAAAGUACUUAUCCAGAUAUUUGUUUUUAUAAUUAUAAAAAAUAAUCUCAAUGGCUUCUGCUAACGGAGAAGGUUUAGGAUCUGCUGCAACGAGUAUCGUCAUAUCAGGGCUUAUUGGGGGUUUAUCUGUGGCAUUGUUCUUUGCUUUUUAUUUAAGAAGAAAAAGGGAAGAGGUUAAAACAGCGGCAGAACUGCAUCCAGAAGUCACUACCACCAGUCAUAAAAAUUCGAAGCCUUUGAAGAAAGUAAACCCUAAAUCCAAUGUUUCAGCUGCUGACAAGGUGCAAGCCCGGCGCCAUCACCCUUUGGAUCUGAAUACAUUGAAGGGACAUGCUGAUGCAGUCACAGGGCUUUGCUUUUCACCGGAUGCCCUGUGUUUGGCAACAGCUUGUGCAGACAGGGUAGUGAGGGUAUUUAAAUUGGAUGAUGCAUUGAGCAAAAGUUUCAAGUUCCUACGGAUCAAUAUGCCAAGUGGAAGCCAUCCAGUAGCAGUUACUUUUUGUAAGGAAGCAUCACAGCUAGUUGUGGGAGCACAUAAUAUUUCUGGAUCUUCCUUAUCCAUGUAUGGAGAAGCAGCUCGUAAGUCAUCCGAAGAUGUUAAUGAACAUUCUAAACUUCCCCUGCCUGAAGUGAAAUGGGAAAAGCAGAAAGUGCAUGACAAGAAAGGCAUCUUAACACUUGUUGGAAUUUCUGCAACCUAUGGAAAUGCAGAUGGCAGUACAAUUAUUGCUUCAUGCUCUGAGGGCACAGACAUCAAACUUUUCCAAGGGGAGAGCGGAAAAUGCUUGGGAGUUUUGGACACAAAUCAAUUGAAAAACAACAUGGCUUCUCUUUCACCAAAUGGACGUUUUGUGGCUGCUGCUGCUUUUACUGCAGAUGUCAAGGUGUGGGAACUUGUUUAUGCAAAGGAUGGUUCAGUUAAAGAGACAGUGAAUGUGAUGCAGCUAAAAGGUCAUAAGAGUGCAGUGACAUGGCUUUGCUUCACGUCAGAUUCAGAAAAAAUCCUUACUGCAUCUAAGGAUGGUUCGAUGAGGCUAUGGAACAUCAAUGUUCGGUAUCAUCUUGAUGAGGAUCCCAAGUGUCUGAAGGUGUUUCCAAUACCUCUGCAUGAUGAAAAGGGACGCUUUAUGCAUUAUGACCGGCUUUCCAUUUCUCCAAACGACAAGAUUAUUGCAGCAUCACAUGGUCCCAUUUUACAGUGGCUAAGUUUGGAGACUGGAGAGGUUCUUGAUACAGCAGAUAAAGCUCAUGAUGCUGACAUCACAUGCAUGGCUUGGUCACCUCAGAAAAUUGCAACAGAAAAUGUUCUUACAACAAUUUUGGCUACGUGUGGUAAUGACAAAAAAGUAAAGUUGUGGGCUGCUCCUAAGAGUCUUUUGCAUUAAAGCAUUAUGAGAUUAUAUAACAUGCAUUGCUCAGAUCCUUUUAUAGUCAUAUUACUUAGAUUGCCAUUCUAUGCUGUGAGAAUGCCUAACAAAAACUAUAGCAAAAGUUGCGGUCUUAGAAAAUGAUCAACACACAAUCUAUUUUAAAGAUUGUUGGAGUGUUGUUAAAGAGUAAAUAGUUUUGUAAUAAGAAUAUUGUAUCAAUUGACAUUCUAAUUUAGCAGUUGUACAAUGCUUAAUGUCUUCAGCAUUGGGCACUAUCUUUAGAGAGAGAAUUUUCAAAUGUUUGAAUCUUGUUCAAGCGAAAGGUACGGUCAUUUAUGUUUUUAAAUAAUGUUUUGCUGGUACAUGUUUUUUCCUUAUUACCAAUAACAUGAUAGGAACAAUUAAAUGACUUGGAAGGAAAGAUGGUGCAAGUAGCAGUUUGAUUCUUGUUCAAAUAUUUGAACAUGUACACUACUUUAAAUAAAUUUUAACUUAUUAUUUUGGA